Messenger RNA from Xiphophorus couchianus (Monterrey platyfish), 5308 nucleotides. Its product is annotated as MAM domain-containing glycosylphosphatidylinositol anchor protein 2-like. NCBI's taxonomy places the organism in Eukaryota, Metazoa, Chordata, Actinopteri, Cyprinodontiformes, Poeciliidae. Gene Ontology annotation, cellular component: plasma membrane; axon; extracellular region. The coding region runs from base 93 to 4298 and encodes 1401 amino acids. Gene Ontology annotation, molecular function: DNA binding; hormone activity; axon guidance receptor activity. The record is from RefSeq and is a predicted model, not a curated record. The transcript has 26 exons. Gene Ontology annotation, biological process: homophilic cell-cell adhesion; DNA-templated transcription initiation; synapse organization.
AAAGGUCUGAAUGCAUGAUUGGUUACAGCUGUGCAGCUCUGCGUGUGCAUAAAUAGUCCUGACAUCUUAGUUAGGCCAUAUUGUGGAGGAUCAUGGAUGAUUUGGCAUUGGAACGUUACUUUGAUGAUUCUAUCGCAAAUGACCCGAGCUACAUGGUUGAAGAGGAGCUUGAUCUUCAAAACUCUCUCAAACAGUCACAUGCAUCAAGCACCAACUCACAGAAUUCAUCCAACCUAUUGGGUGAAACUGAAAUAAGUGGCAGGUUGAGUAAUGAUCUAGACCUCAGCUUCCUACCUGAUGAUCUCGGCAAUCAAAGCUCUACUACCACAGUCCUAGCUACAGCAGCCACAAAUCAAAAUGCUGAGCUUGAUGUUUUGGAGGACAGUGGCAUCAAUCUGGAUGAUAAUUUGCACGAUAUGGCUGCAGUGAAACGUCAAGUGACAGUCAAUUUGGGAUCAGAGAGCAAUGCUUCCCCUUUCUGUCCUAUGACUCCAAUGACCCCGAUGACUCCAAUGACCCCGAUGACUCCAAUGACCCCUGUGACAGAGAAAUCGGGAAUCAUUCCACAGCUACAAAACAUUGUCUCCACUGUAAACCUUGGCUGUCCGUUGGAUCUAAAAUUCAUUGCACUGCAAGCCAGAAAUGCAGAGUACAAUCCAAAGCGCUUUGCAGCUGUAAUCAUGAGGAUCCGUGAGCCUCGAACAACAGCACUGAUCUUCAGCUCAGGGAAGAUGGUCUGUACAGGAGCCAAAAGUGAGGAGGAGUCCCGUCUGGCAGCAAGGAAAUAUGCCCGGGUGGUCCAGAAACUUGGCUUCCCUGCCCGGUUUCUCGACUUUAAGAUUCAGAACAUGGUGGCCAGCUGUGACGUCUGCUUCCCCAUCAGACUGGAAGGACUGGUUCUCACCCACCAACAAUUCAGCAGUUAUGAGCCUGAGUUAUUCCCAGGACUUAUCUACCGGAUGGUGAAACCUCGUAUUGUCCUGCUCAUCUUCGUAUCUGGGAAGGUGGUUUUGACUGCAUCCCCUACAGUGCGGAUUGUCCAUGCAGGCCAGGCCUGUAAUGUGGAGGAAGAGCAAUAUAGCGAGAGGGUUUACAUCAUCCGAGAGGGAGAAACUCUGGAACUCCAGUGUCUUGUCACUGGACAUCCUCGACCACAGAUGCGUUGGACUAAGACAGCAGGUGGUGGCUGGGAUAGUCAAGGAAAGUUGUCAUUGGAAGGUGGAACUCUAAAAAUUGAGAACAUCAGCCGCCACCAGGGAGGGCGCUACUACUGCAAGGCUGAGAAUGGACUGGGAUUCCCAGCAAUACGCUCCAUACGAGUGGAUGUCUACUACUUGGAUAAACCAGUUAUCACUGUUCAUCAAAGUGAUGACGAAGCAAAGGAGCAAUUCUACUUUGAACGUACCGUCUUUCUUCGUUGUGCUGCCAACUCGAACCCUCCUGUCCACUACACCUGGACAAGAGACAGAGAGGUGCUGGCAGAGGGCUCUGACUCAGGGGUGGAGAUAUACAAGCCAUUUUUCACACAGGGUCAGACGAAGAUCUUGAAGCUGAAAAAUCUACGUCUGCAGGAUUAUGCUGACUACACCUGUUUUGCUUCUGUGAAGAAUUCCUGUGGCAUUAGAGACAGAAGUACCCACUUCGUUCUCAACAACAGGACAGCUCCUCCAUCUGUUAAAAUACUUUUGGAUGAUCCUGUAGUGGUAAAUCCUGGAGAGACGAUCACUCUGGUUUGCAAAGUGAUGGGUGGACAUCCUUUUCCAACACUAAGAUGGCUGAGGUUGGAAGAUGAGGAGCUACCGAGGAGAGCCAUUGUCAAAGACGGUACACUGACAGUCCCUGUUAUUAGUGAUGACGAUGGAGGAACUUACAACUGUGUUGCAUCCAACAACGUAGGAAACCCUGCUAAGAAAUUCAUCACCAUAUUGGUCAGAGGACUACGUAAAGGUCGGUUCUGGAUCACACCAGACCCGUACCACAAUGAGGACAACAUUCAAAUUGGUCGGGAGGUCAAAAUUAGCUGCCAGGUGGAAGCCACACCUUCAGACGAGCUGCAGUUCAGCUGGCUAAAGAAUGGCCGGCCAUUGAAGAGCUCUGAGCGAAUGGUCAUCACCCACACUGACCCUAACAUCUCACCAGGAACCACCAACCUUGACAUAAUUGAUCUAAAAUUUACAGACUUUGGCACCUACACAUGUGUGGCAUCACUGAGAAAUGGAGGAAUCCCGGAAAUCAGCAUUGAUGUAAAUAUUUCUUCAACCACAGUUCCUCCUGAACUUUCAGUCCCAAAGGGGCAAUCUCAACUCAUAGUUCUGGAAGGAGACACUGUUGACCUCCAGUGUUUGGUCUCAGGAAAACCCAAACCCAUCAUUAUGUGGUCUCGGGUCGAGGAGAGUGGGCAAACUGCAGCACUAGCACCUACAAUGCCUGAUGGCUCAGUACAGACGGAGAGCUAUGAUGGUAUACUGAGAAUCUACAACGUGACAAGAAAGAUGAGUGGGGCAUACCGCUGCCAAACAAGCCAGUACAACGGAUUCAAUGUCAAACCCAGAGAGGCCCUGAUUCACCUUGUGGUGCAAUUCACUCCGACUGUGAAGCCUGUUUACACAGAGGUACGUCAGGCACUUGGCCGAGCAUUCAGCCUGACCUGUAACUUACUGGAAGCUUACCCAGCUCACCAUCUGCAGUAUGAGUGGAAACUGGGCUCACGCCUGCUCACUGUUGGUCAGUUUAGUGACCAAAGCCAUGACACCAGUUACCAUGUUAAAGCUCUGAACCGAGAAGGCUAUGGCGAGUACACCUGUGACAUCACUAAUAAAGCUGGGACAGGUCGGUGCACCUUCCUACUUACAGGGAAAGCCUACAGACCAGAGUUUUAUCAUGAUACCUUCAAUGCUCUGUGGCAGAACAGACCUCAGGUCUAUGGCUUCAAACUUCAAUGGACUCAGAUGGAGCCCAAUUCUGUGGAUCGAAUUGUGGCCUAUCGGCUUGGCAUCAGGCAGAUGGAUCAAACUCGUUGGUGGGAGCAAGGGAUCAAUAUUAGUGGACCCAUCCAAAAGGGGCAGCUGCUGACUUACAACUUGACAGAACUGAUCAAACCGGAGUCCUACCUGGUGCGUCUCACCCCUAUCACCCGAUACGGUCAGGGGGAUACUUCUGAACGCACAAUCACGUACAGCGCCCCUGUUAACCCACAUCUCAGAGAGUUCCACUGUAGUUUUGAGGAGGAGGCAUUAUGUUCAUUCUCUCAAGACAAGUUGGAUGAGUUUGACUGGAUAAGACAGAGUGGCACCAAAGAGGGCACCACAUACACAUCGAAUACAGGACCAAGCUCUGACCACACCGGCUCAAGUCAAGGCUUCUACAUGUUCAUUGAGACAUCCAGGCCCAGGCUGGACGGGGACAAAGCCCGUCUGAUGUCCCCAAUUUUCAACAUAAACACCAAAAGUGUCUCCUCCUCUUCAGCCAGUAACAAUCCCACCUACUGCUUUACCUUCUACUACCACAUGUUUGGGAAACAUAUAGGAGCUUUGAAUAUUUUCUUGCGGUUGAAAGGUCAGAUGCUCACAGAUACCUUAGUCUGGAGUCUUACUGGUAACCAAGGAAACUACUGGCAGCAGGCAAGGGUUAACAUCCAUCCAACCACAACCUUUCAGGUGGUGAUGGAAGGAGUCAGAGGCUCGGGUAUUGAAGGCAAUAUCGCUAUUGAUGAUGUUACCAUUGAGGAGGGCGAGUGCAAAAACUCUCCAUCUAACAAUCUGAAGUCAUUUGCUGCACUACCAUCGUAUUAUGUGUCUCUACUCUACAUCAGUCAAAGUCUGGUGCUGAUUGGCUGGCAAAGUUUCAAUCCCAAGGAGAAGCUGCCAGUUACAGAUGAUAUGACGCUUAGGAGGAUAAAGUCGCAUUGGAAGUCUACAUUGAUGCUAAAAUGGAUUAUCCUUUGGACCUGUCAACCACCUCUCUUCCUUCACGAUGUAUCAGCUGUCAAUCUGCAGCAGUUCAUUGGAUGUGCAGUUCGGGAGUUCACCUUCCUUGCUAAAAAGCCUGGUUGUGGUGGUUUGCUCAUCACUACUGAUGCCUGCUGGGGGCGUUGUGAGACAUGGGAGAAGCCAGUGCUGGAAUCCCCUUUCAUAGAGUCUUAUCAGCGAGUUUGUACCUACAACAUGACACGUAUGGUCAGCGUGAAACUACCCAACUGCAAGUCCAACAUUGACCCAAUAUACACCUAUCCUGUGGCCCUAAGAUGUGCCUGUGGGUUCUGUCUGACAAGCACCACUGAAUGUAUAACAUCUGUCUGAAAGUUUGGUGCAAUUCAGAUCAGUUCUUUUAUUAAAUUUCAUUUCAGUUGCUGUUUUUUCAGAUGACCUCAAUUAAACAUGUAACCAACUUUGUUAACUGUAACAAAAAGUAAAGUUACCCAAGUACAUAUUAAAUGACUCAUGAUUGGAAUUGCCUGCUUUACUCAAAGCAGAUGUAUAUAUUUACUAAAGUUCAGACUAUAUUAAAAAAGGACGUAAUUAAGCUUUCUGACCUUUUGAGAGGUUUCAAGGUGGCAGGGUGAUGGAGCUCUUCAAAAAGGUUAAUGCUGACAGAAUAAUUGACACUUGACAAUUCACUGUUCUCCUAAAGACCCCAACAUACUCGGACGUACUGUGUGCAUUCCAUGAACCAUGCGGAGUCUGCGCAUACUGUCCGCGGACAAUUGGGUCUUCAUACUCGAGCGUACUGAUUACCUAAAAUUUUCUGGUGACAAACUCCUUUAUUUCACACAAUCAUAUUAAGAAUGAGCAAGUUUGGUGAACUAUUUGGGGGCCUAGCUGUGUUUCUUGUCCAUCUGGUAAGCCUUAACUCACCUCUCAGUGAGGGACAGAGAAUGGCAGGGUAGGGGAAACAAAAUUAAAUUCUGUCGCCAAAGGCGACAGAAUUUGUUAUGCACAGGCCAUCAUCGUCUCUGAACCUCCUGGAACCCAUUCCCACUAUAAAAUAUAAUUAAAUUUGCCCCUUAUAAGUCACACAGGAUAGGGUUAGGAAAAUUGGUUAGGGUUAGGUAUUAAGGGUCACAAAUGUCAGAAUUAGGAGAAAUCAAUUAGGGUUAGGCAUUAAAGAUCACAGAGGUUAGGUUCAGGAUAAAUUGGUUAAGUAUAGGCAUUAAAGAUCACAAAGGUUAGGGUUAGGAUAAACUUGGUAAGGUGAGACCAUAAAAAAGUAUAUAAUAAUCAUAUUAUAAAGCAUAUCAAAUAGCAUGUAGGAGGUAGACAUUUCUAAACUUUUAGGAGCUAAUUGAAUUUUUCAUUGAGGCCUUUAGGAU